AUGGCGAUUCUGUUUUCGUGGUCAGUUAAACAUGGAAUUCAGGAGGAGCCACGUAGUUAUGCCCAGGACUGUGGGAGCAAAGCCCCAAAACAAGGAGGAGGAGGGAAAGGCUGUAAAGGGGCCUCCCACUACGGCCUGACCAAAGACAGGAAGAGGCGCCCCCAGGACGGAUGUCCAGACAGCUGCACCAGCCUCCCGGCUACUGCUCCCUCUACUGCAGCAGCCUACAUCUCCCCAAGGGAGGCCCACGAGCCUGGCCAGGACAACCCUGCCUACGUGUCCACAGUAGAGGACAGCCCCUCAGCCGGCAGCCCGCCGGACGCUGGCCAGAGUGACCGAGCCAGGGCACGACCCUUUGAGCGAUCCACUCUCAGAAGCAGAUCUUUCAAGAGGAUCAACCGAGCCCUCAGUGUUCUCCGGAGGACAAAGAGUGGAAGUGCAGUCACCAGCCCAGUGGACCAGGGCAGGGAACAUUCCGGAAAUCCCACCCCUGAAGUCUUCCCAAGGCUGUAUCACCUGAUCCCAGACGGCGAAGUCACCAGCAUCACCAUCUCUCGCCAGGAACCCAGCGAAAGCCUCUCCAUCAGGCUGGUGGGGGGCAGCGAGACCCCCCUGGUCCACAUCAUCAUCCAACACAUCUACCGUGACGGGGUGAUCGCCAGGGAUGGCCGGCUGCUGCCAGGAGACAUCAUCCUAAAGGUCAACGGGCUGGACAUCAGUGGUGUCCCACACCGCCACGCCCUGCGCCUCCUGCGGCAGCCGUGCCGGGCUCUGCGGCUGACUGUGCUGCGCGAGCAGAGACAGAGAGGCCGAGCAGCCCCUGAUCCACAUGGACCCCGUGACCGCAGCUUUCACGUGGUCCUCCACAAGAGCAGCGCGGAUGAACAGCUGGGAAUCAAGUUGGUGCGCAGGGCAGCCGAGCCUGGGGUGUUCAUCUUCAGUGUGCUCAGCGGUGGUGUGGCUGACCGCCAUGGGCAGCUGGGGGAGGACGACCGCGUUCUGGCCAUCAACGGGCACGACCUCCGGCAUGGCAGCCCAGAGAGCGCAGCACAUCUGAUCCAGGCCAGUGACAGAUGUGUCCACCUCAUCGUGUCCCGCCCGGCUCGACAGCAGAUCCAUGACGUCUCUCCGGAAGCUAGCUGGACCCAUGGCAGCCCAUCCCCGGAGCCAGGGCAGAGGAGCAGCACUCCAGAGCCCCUCCACCCUGCAGUUACUUGUCUUGAGAAGGUGGUAACUGUCCGGAAAGACCCCAACGAAUCUCUCGGCAUGACCGUUGCAGGGGGAGCAUCACACGGGGAAUGGGAUUUGCCCAUCUAUGUCAUCAGUGUUGAGCCUGGCGGAGUCAUAAGCAGAGAUGGACGGAUAAAAACAGGUGACAUCUUACUGAGCGUGAAUGGGGUUGAACUGGCCGAGGUCAGCCGGAGCGAGGCCGUGGCCCUACUGAAGAGUGCAAGCUCCUCGGUGGUUCUCAGAGCCCUGGAAGUCAAGGAGCACAUGUCCCAGGAGGACAGCAACAGCCAAGCCCUGAAUGCCAGCCCUGAUGCAGCCCUGUCCAGCGACUGGGGCCCGUCCUGGGUCACAUGGCUAGAGCUUCCCCGGUUCCUGUGUAAUUGUAAAGAUGUUACAUUACGAAGAAACACAGCUGGGAGCCUGGGCUUCUGCAUCGUAGGAGGUUAUGAAGAAUACAGUGGGAACAAGCCUUUUUUCAUCAAAUCUAUCGUUGAAGGAACUCCAGCAUACAACGAUGGGAGAAUCAGGUGUGGUGACAUCCUCCUUGCAGUCAAUGGCAGAAGUACUGCAGGAAUGACACACGCUUGCCUGGCAAGGAUGCUGAAAGAACUUAAAGGAAGAAUUACUCUCACGAUUGUCUCCUGGCCCGGCACCUUUUUAUAGAACUGAUGACGGAUUCAAGAAAACCAGAAAAAUCACAAAUAGGCUAAGUCAAAACAACAUAUUUAUCUCAAUUUUUUAAUAUAUUAUAAAAACGUCAGGAAAAGUAUGAUCUAAUGAAAGCCAGUUGCGCAGCAGAAAACUGAAAAAAUAAAGACUACUAAUAGGUUUUAUUAGUGUGGAUUUCUUGUGACUCCACAGCUUUGAGUUUAUAUUUUUCUAUUCAAUAAAGCACCCUUACACAGCUACAA
This is a messenger RNA of Carlito syrichta (Philippine tarsier), 2141 nucleotides long. It is a transcript of the gene LNX1, whose product is annotated as ligand of numb-protein X 1. Gene Ontology annotation, molecular function: protein binding; ubiquitin-protein transferase activity. The record is from RefSeq and is a predicted model, not a curated record. Gene Ontology annotation, biological process: ubiquitin-dependent protein catabolic process. Lineage: Eukaryota; Metazoa; Chordata; Mammalia; Primates; Tarsiidae. Gene Ontology annotation, cellular component: cytoplasm. Bases 1 to 1893 code for a protein of 630 amino acids. The transcript is spliced from 10 exons.